AUGUUUGGGUCGACUUGGGGCCAGAACAAUCAACAGAAGCCGGGCGGCCUCUUUGGCAGCGGUACCUCUGGAGGCUUCGGUCAAUCUAGCGGUGAGCUAUUGGGGAGACUGAACGCGUGCGCUGACAAUUCAGGCGGCUUCGGACAGCAGCAGAACACGGGAGGUUUCGGCCAACAGCAGCAGCAGCAGAACACUGGUGGCGGCUUGUUUGGGUCGACCUCCAACCAGACCUCUGGGUUUGGCAGCGGUGGAUUUGGACAGCAGAACAACCAGCAGACCAGCUCGUUUGGCGCUCGUCCUACCUUCGGUGCCACCGGCUCAUCGCCCUUCGGUGGUGCGGCUACCAACACCGGCGGUGGCCUGUUCGGAAGCAACAACAACACAUCAACUUUCGGAAGCAACACUGGAGCUACCUCUUCCUUUGGAAACAAUAAUGCGUCCAGCGGCGGUCUGUUUGGCAGCAAGCCUGCGACCGGAUUCGGUUCGACGACGUCCUCCGGUGGUCUCUUUGGUCAGCCCCAGACCAGCACUUUCGGCUCUACUCAGAAUGCUGCUGGUCCCAGCAAUCAGGUGCACAACUACACCCCCGGCCCCCUCCCUCCAUGCCCUCAAACCGGCACUGCGGCUCCUCCUUACCAGCCCACCUGGCAGCGUGACCCGUCAGGACCGCUCAACAAGGACCCAUUGCCGCCUCACCUGUUUCAUGUGAUCACUGCGAUGGACGCCUACAAGGGUGGCAGCUUCGAGGAGCUGCGCAUGCUCGACUACCAGCAGAACCGCAAAGAGCCGACUGCACAGCCUGCUGCGGCAACGGGUGGUUUCGGUCAGACCACAAGCACCACGGGUGGUUUCGGUUCGACGGGCUCGACGUUCGGACAGCCUGCACAGCAAAAUACGGGCUUCGGCGCUAAGCCCGCGGGCGGUCUCUUCGGCAGCACCUCUGGGACCACGAGCGGCUUUGGCAACACCAGCGGUGGCUUUGGUAGCACGUCUGGCGGAUUCGGUCAGCAGAACAACACCGGCAGUGUGUUCGGUCAACAGCAGAACGCGAACACCGGCGGCUUUGGGCAGGCUGCCAAUACCAACACUGGUGGUGGCCUGUUCGGCCAGCAGCAGAACAACACCUCAUCUGGUGGUCUUUUCGGCAGUGCGAACAACAACACCACCUCCGGCUUUGGCCAGAACAACCAGCAGCAGGGUACCACCACCGGAUUCGGUGGAUUCGGCGCCAAGCCUGCCUUUGGCUCGACGUCGACGACCUCGACUGGUUUUGGCCAAACCAACAACGCGACUGGUUUCGGCCAGACCAACACCGGGUCUACUGGGUUCGGAUUCGGUCAGCAGAACCAGCAGCAACAGCAGCAGCCUCAGCAAAGCACCGGAGGUCUCUUCGGCAGCACAACCAACAACGCCUUCGGUCAGAACAACGCCCAGCAGAACAACACGCUUGGUGGAGGCACGUCGCUCUUUGGUCAGAACAACCAGCAGCAGACCAAUACCACUGGUGGCCUGUUCGGAAACACCGCUAACAAGCCUGCCGGUGGACUGUUCGGAUCGACGCCCGCUGCUACGACUGGCACCACGGGAGGUUUCGGCGGCUUUGGACAGAACAACACCACCACCACUACCCAGCCGGCUACCGGCGGACUCUUUGGCAACAAUGCGGCGACGACGACUGGCACGACUGGCGGCGGUCUGUUCGGCAACACCACCAAUACCACGACGACCCAACCUGCAGCCACUGGCGGUCUGUUCGGUAACACCACCAACACUGCGUCCACCGGAGGAGGUCUUUUCGGCGCCAAGCCCGCCACCACUACAGGCGGCCUGUUCGGAUCUACAACCACCACGCAGCCUGCCACUACCGGCACCGGCUUUGGCGGCUUCGGUCAGCAGCAGAACAACGCCACGACUGGUGGCGGCUUGUUCGGUAAUACGGCUGCAAACAACCAGGCCCAGGCCAAGCCUGCUGGCAGCCUCUUUGGCGGGGGUGGCUCGUCCCUCUUCGGCGCUCAGAACAACCAACAGACCACACAACCUGCUGCUGGUGGCAGUCUUUUCGGUGGUCUCAACCAAUCUCAGCCGGCCGCGACGGGUGGUCUGUUUGGCAGCACUGCCUCGACUACUCAGCCUGCUGCUGGCCAGACUGGUGGCCUAUUUGGCAGCACUCUGGGCCAGUCGACUGCUCAGCAGCCGUCCCUCACGGCGUCUGUUGACCAGAACCCGUAUGGCAAGAACGAGCUCUUCGCUUAUUCCGGACAGAAGCUUGAGGUCGGCAGCACCAACAAGAAGCCUGCCCUGCCUCCUUUGACCGCCUCUUCGUACCGUGUCACCCCCAGCAAGGGCCGCGUAGUGAAGCUUCGUGGGUUCGCCUCACCGCUCAACGCUUCUCAGUCAUCGGGUCGCGCCUCCAGCCCCUCGCUUGCCUCCCCCAGCCGUUCCGUCAUUGGUUCCCCCGCUCCUUCCGACCGUUACAACGGUCUGACUGACGCUGCACUCUCGCCCAACGCUUUCAUUCCCCGCCCCAACGUUAAGAAGAUCACAGUUACCCCCAAGGCCAACGCAGUGAACAGCGAGGACCCGCUGGAGUCUGUUCUGGGCAAGUCUCAGCUGCGCGGUUCUGUCAAUGGAAACGGCACGCCUGCAACUCCCGACCAAGGUUCCAAGAGCCCCACCCUGUCCAUCAGCAACGGACGGGCACUGACCGGUGACGACACGCCUACUCGCCGCUCUCAGCCUAUUGCGCAGGAGUCCAUCCGCGCCGUUACCGCUGAGCGACCGCUGAAACGUGGUGACUACUGGUGCCGCCCGAAGCUCGAGAAGCUGCGAUCCCUUUCUCACCAGGAACUCUCCAAGCUCGAGAACUUCACCGUGGGUCGCAAGGGUUAUGGUGAGGUUACGUUCCUCCAGCCCGUGGACCUCACGGAUCUGCCCUCGCUUCAGGACCUCUUUGGCAAGACCGUCAUCGUCGAGGAUCUCGAGCUCACAGUCUACCCUGACGACAGCAACAAGCCCCCUCGCGGUCAGGGCCUCAACGUUCCCGCCCAGAUCUCUCUGGAGAAUUGCUUUGCCCGUGACAAGGCCACUCGACAGCCCAUCACAGACCCCAACGACCCUCGCUACCGCCGCCAGAUCAAGCGCGUGAAGGCUGUUCAGGGAACCGAGUUCGUCGACUUCUCUGAUGACGGUAUCUGGACGUUCACUGUUGAGCACUUCUCCCGCUAUGGUCUUGCCGAUAGUGACGAGGAGUCUGACGAGGGCAUGAAUGACUCGCCUUCGACUGGGAAGGGCAAGCAGCUGUCACCCGACUCCACGAUUGAGGGGGAGACUGAGUCGGAGGAAGAUGAUUUCCUUCCGCCCACCAAGUCUAUGCACGAUCGCGACGUCGACAUGAACCACGACAGCGGACUCGAGGAGACCGGCGACUCCUAUGACGAAGCGGACGAGGAGGAAGAUGAUGAGAGCUUCGUCUCGGAGAGGCGUUGGGAGAACCCUGUCACCAAUAAUUUGGAUAGCCCGGGCAUUCGGAGAGUUCGUCUGAUGCAGUCGAACUUCUUCGCCAAUCAGGAAGUCGCCGCUCCGGCCGUUAGCGCGGCGGAAGCUCAGCGUACGCGGGCUCUCGAGGCUGCACGAGCGCUGCAGCGUGGGCGUGCCGAGGCGGGUUUUGGUGAAGCCGAGGAGGACAUGAACGAGCUUGACGACCGGGCCGUCAAGCGCGCCUCUUUCGGCGAGCUUGCGAGCCCGCCUCCCCGCCAACCAAGAAAGUACGCCAAGGUUCCCUUGGCCGAAAGUUCUGUCAACGGCAAUGAGGGUGUCCGCCCUGAUACGGGUUUGGCUCUCGGCCGCUCGUUCAGGUGCAGCUGGGGACCCAACGGAGAACUUGUCCACUUCGGCAAGAUCUGUGCUCCGAAGGAAGAGUACAAAUCGCCUUCGGACGCGACUGUGUUCGUCCAGCAGGUGGACCUGCUCGCCGACUCUCCAGAGAUUGAGCGACCAAAGGCUGACCGCCUUCUUUCGCUUCUCCUCGACAACUCCCAGAUUGAGCAGGUUGACGGCACGCCCAUGGCCAUGACGUCUACUGAGAUCCGCUUCAAGGAGUUUGCGCGACUUUUCGACGAGGGAGACCGCUCACAUGAGGCCACCAUCUGGCGAUUGGGCAAGGCUCUUUUCGACGAGAUCGACCUGCGCCUACCCGCCGAUACUCCCGACGAUGUCCGGGAGCGGGUCUUCCAGGUUCGACGGAAGCUUGCGUUGUCCAAGUGGCUGGAGGACGCAGUAGCACCUGCCGUUGAUGGAGAUUUGGCGGCGGCUGGUGACAACCGACCCGCUAAGCUGUUCAGCCUACUCACCGGCAAUCAAACCGAUCGUGCUGUCCAAUCAGCACUGGACGGAAAGGACAUGCGUCUUGCCACUCUGGUGUCUCAGGCUGGCGGCCCUGAGGUCUUCCGCUCAGAGGUUCUUCGCCAGCUCGACGACUGGACCAAGUUCAAGGCGAACUCUGUCAUUGGGUACGACUACCGUCGGCUCUACGCUCUCCUGGCCGGUAUCACGGACGUCUCGAAGGGCGACUCUAGUCGUGGAGCUGACGCCGCUCCCGACGUUCUCGUCGCUGAGGGUCUGGACUGGAAGCGUGCCUUCGGCCUGUACCUGUGGCACGGGCGCCCGUUCGAGGAGACGAUCGGACAAGUGUUCGAGGCCUACACCCAUGCACUUGACGACGCUCACCCCCCUGCGAAGCCUAUCCCGCCAUACCUCGAGAAGCCGGACGGGGAGCGGGAGUGGAACAUGGCCACCAAGCCCACGGACGUGCUGUGUAACUUGAUUCGCAUGUUUGUCGAUCUGACGGUUCCCCUUGAGGAGGUCCUUUCGGCGCGCGGCUGCUCUCCCAGCCCCACAGACUUGCGACUUCCCUGGCACCUUUACCUCCUUCUCACUCAGGCGCUGGAGGCUCGAGACUUCUCUGAUCGCGAGGAGCCCAAUGCCGAAGGCAUUGCGUUCAGUGCUAGUGCGAACGAGCUGACGCGCUCUUACGCCGCUCAGCUGGAGGAGGAAGGCCAGUGGACGUGGGCGGCCUUUGUGCUUCUGCACCUCGAGCUUCCCGAGGCGCGUCGCAACGCGGUUCGCGAGCUGCUGUUCCGACACCCGAACCCGAAUAACUCUGAGCGCAUGUUCCUCGUGAACACCCUCAGGAUCCCUCCAGCGUGGCUGCACGAGGUUAAAGCCGCUGAGUUCGCCACCGAGAACGACCCGUACCGCGAGUACUUCGAGCUCAUCCGUGCUGGUCUCGCCGACCGUGCUCAGCGCCUUCUCAUCACGAAGCUCGCUCCCGAGGCUAUCCUGCGCGACAGCCAGUCACUCCUGCGUAGACUUUGCGAGGCGCUCGAGCCCCUCCAUCCUACUGGCUGGGAAUACGGUGGCAAGCUGUUCCUCGACUACCUGAACAUCAUCAACGACACCAAGCCGCUGCUGGCCUCUGUUCUUCGCGCCGGCCUGCAUCCUGAUCCCGUCGAGGAUGCGGAGCUCAACCGUCUGUGCAAGAGCGUGCCGCGCGUCAUCCAACUUCUGCCCGCGCUCUUCCCGAACAAGGACGACGUGCAGCAGGUCGCCAGUCUGAGCGAGAUGCUUAGCAACCUCCAGAACCUGGGCGCUGUUCUCCACAUGAACAACCGCAUCGAGCGGCCGCCAAUCUCUGACCUCCUUGUCGACAAGGACCGCCUCCACCUCCUUCAGGGCGCUGCCACCGAGUCUUUCGAGCGCUCUCUCUCCGCCAUCAUGGCCUAA
Molecule: messenger RNA, 5781 nt
Organism: Trichosporon asahii var. asahii CBS 2479
Lineage: Eukaryota; Fungi; Basidiomycota; Tremellomycetes; Trichosporonales; Trichosporonaceae
Product: nucleoporin
Exons: 1
Coding region: 1-5781 (1926 amino acids)
Biological process (GO): RNA export from nucleus; protein import into nucleus; post-transcriptional tethering of RNA polymerase II gene DNA at nuclear periphery
Cellular component (GO): nuclear pore; nuclear pore cytoplasmic filaments
Molecular function (GO): structural constituent of nuclear pore
Source: RefSeq, a predicted model, not a curated record